AUGUUUCGAAUGCUUGUGAAAAUAACCGUAGUGCUGCUGUCUCAAAACUUUAACGUCGCUAAAAGUUUUGAAAAUUUGGCGUCCAUUUUGUUAAGCAAUCGCCUCAUUGACACUAAUGUCUUUCCAAGAGAGUACGAUUACAUAGUAGUGGGCGCCGGUUCAGCUGGUUGUGUGGUAGCUAAUCGCCUUAGUGAGAUGAACAGCACCGUCUUACUGUUGGAGGCUGGUGACUUUGAAACCCUAAUUACUGAAGUACCUCUAUUAGCAGCAAUUACUCUAAAAACUUCUUACAAUUGGGCUUAUAAAACUGAUCCGUCGCCGCAUUCUUGCUUGGGCCUAAAAGAUGGUGUUUGUUAUUGGCAUAAAGGACGUGGUGUAGGCGGUUCUAGUCUUAUUAAUUUUCUGCUUUACUCCCGCGGUCAUUACCAAGAUUUUGAUCUUUGGUCCAAAUUGGGCAAUAAGGGAUGGAGUUACAAUGAGGUUUUGCCAUAUUUUAAAAGAUCAGAACAUUUCGAAAUUGAAAAAUUGAAAAAUUCACGUUUUCAUGGUUACACAGGCCCAUUAAAUGUAAGCUAUGCUACCUACAAGUCGCGGAUAUUAAACGCUUUCUUUAAAUCGGGUGUUGAAAUGGGUUAUAAUGUAAUUGAUGUUAACGCCGGACAGCUAAGUGGUUUUGGUAAGCCUCAAGCUACGCUGCGUAAUGGUAAACGAUGCAGUACUAGUAAAGCCUUUCUGCAACCUAUUAUAAAUAGGAAAAACUUCCACCUUUCAGUAAGAAGCCGUGUAACAAAGAUCAUUUUCAAGAAUAGUUUAGAAAACAACAAAUUGGUAGCUUUAGGUGUCGAAUUCGUAAAAAACAAUAAACGUUUUAUGAUAAAAGUUAGUCAGGAAGUUAUAUUAUCCGCUGGCUCAGUAGCAUCACCGCAAUUAUUACUGCUAUCUGGCAUUGGGCCUGCAGAAAAUCUUCGAGAAUGUGGUGUACCUAUUCUAAACGAACUUCAAGUCGGCUAUAAUUUGCAAGAUCAUGUUGUACUGCCUGGUUUAGUGUUUACCACAAAUGAAACUACUGUUAAUGGGCGUUCAUUAUUGAACCCGCGGAAUAUUUGGCAAUAUUUAGAAACCGGUACCGGAGUUUAUACAAUCCCAGGUGGAGUUGAUGGAUUGGCCUUCGUGAGCACUCCAGGUUCACGUUUUAAUAAAAACUAUCCUAAUUUGGAAAUAGUUUUGGGAGCUGGUUCUUUAAGUUCGGACAGUUUGAGAUUUACUAGUAGUACUUGGGGACUUCCCGAAGAAUUUUACCAGCAAGUUUUCAAAGGCUUGGAAAUAAAGAAUGCUUUUGACAUGCAACCCGUGUUGUUGAGACCUCAAAGCCGUGGCCGCGUUUCCCUUAAAACUCGAAAUCCUUUUGCAUGGCCUAAAAUGGAAGGAAAUAUUUUGCAACAUCCCGAUGAUAUUGCGACGUUGGUAGAGGGGGUGGAAAUGAUAUUACAACUUGCUGAAACCUCUGCUAUGCUGAGGGUGGAUACUAAAUUCAAUCAAAGACCUUUUUGGCGUUGCAACCAUUUGAAAUUUGCUAGCUGGAAAUAUUGGCAUUGUUGUUUAAGACUUUACGCUUCCACUUUACAACACCAGGUUGGUACGUGUAAAAUGGGUCCGCCGAACGAUUCAGAAGCGGUGGUCGAUUCCCAACUAAUGGUUUAUGGAGUUAAAAACUUGCGUGUAGUGGAUGCUUCUAUAAUGCCCACAAUACCUGCUGGUCACCCUAACGCGAUCGUGAUAAUGAUUGCCGAAAAGGCCUCGGACAUGAUCAAAGAAAGAUGGCGUAUGAAUAAUAAUAAACAUUAUUAG
This is a messenger RNA of Glossina fuscipes, 1848 nucleotides long. RefSeq names its product glucose dehydrogenase [FAD, quinone]. Bases 1 to 1848 code for a protein of 615 amino acids. The record is from RefSeq and is a predicted model, not a curated record. NCBI's taxonomy places the organism in Eukaryota, Metazoa, Arthropoda, Insecta, Diptera, Glossinidae. The transcript has 3 exons. Gene Ontology annotation, molecular function: flavin adenine dinucleotide binding; oxidoreductase activity, acting on CH-OH group of donors.